CGGCUGGUGUGUGGGUUACACAGUGCUGUAUCCAUUGGAAGGCAGAUUACCAGCACCUUGCUGAAUGAAAGGUGGACAAGGCAGCAGCACCGAAUGCUGGGCAGAACCUGACGAGGCAGGUUCCUAACUGGGCACUGACUUCCAAAAAAAAAGAAAGAGAGAAGCUGAAGUACCAUGCUGAAGAGUAGAGCCAACAAGGGGAAUGAUGCCAUUCACCUCAUCUCACCCAAUGAGUUGAAGAAUGAGUACUAUGGCAGUUUAGAAAAUGAGGAGGAUGACAACUUUGUGGCAACGCAGGAGAUUAAUGAUGAAUUCAAAGAGUUCACAGAAGACCCAAAGGAAGAAGAAAAAGUGAACUUUUUCAGUGAUGGGAAAACCAGAAUCGAUUUUGUCCUUGUAUGGGAAGAGGAGCUACAGAAGCAGCCUGAGAGAGCGAGAGCUGAAAAUGCGGACGGUGCAGGUGAAAUAGGCCAGGACUCAAAACUAACCUCAAAACGAGCCCAGGGGACAAGGUGGAGGAAUAAAUUUCUGCAUAACCUCAGGAGGAAUGGCCUGCUCAUGGAAAUGCAUGAGACGCAGAAUGAGAAACAUCAAAUCCAUUACAUCUUGCUGAAUGUUCCGUGGAAGAUGCUGUGCUAUUAUGCAGAGGACAUGAAGUUACGAGUCCCACUGCAGGUAUCUGUAAACUCUCACUCCAACUGGUCAGAGGACUUACUCUCGAAGCUGGGAAUCCAUAAUGUCAUGUCGGAAGACUUUCCGAGCAGCCCUCUGGAGUAUUUCACCUGCCUGUUCCGAAUUUCCAAGUUAGAAAGGUACUUAAAUAAUAAAAAUCAGGAGGAUUUCUUCACCACCACUCAGAGGCAUCAGAUUGCUUAUGAAAUAUUAGCAAGGACUAAGUAUGGGCUUCAGCGAAAGGCUGAGAUUGGCAUCAAUAGUCUGUUGACCACGAAUGUGUUUACCGCAGCCUUUCCCCUUCAUGAUGGCCCAUACCAGGCUCAGGGUGAACAAGGUGAACUGCUCAGCCACAGGCAGGUACUGUAUGAGCAUUGGGCUCGCUGGAGCAAGUGGUACAAAUACCAGCCUCUGGACCAUAUCCGGAAUUACUUUGGAGAGAAGAUCGCCUUUUACUUCACUUGGUUAGGGUUUUACACAGGGUGGCUGUUACCAGCUGCAAUAGUAGGAACUGCAGUUUUCAUUGUUGGAAUCAGCCAGGUGCUGAGUGACAUUCCUGCAAAGGAAAUAUGCGAACACGGAGAUAAUUACAGUAUGUGCCCGCUCUGUACAACUUGUAAAGUUUGGAAACUCUCCAGUAUCUGCUCGCUCUUCAAGGUGAGCCAGCUCUUUGACAACGGGGGAACAGUCUUCUUCAGUAUCUUCAUGUCUCUCUGGGCAGUGACCUUCCUUGAGUACUGGAAGAGAAAGAGCGCCGUUAUGGCCCACAGAUGGGACUGCUUGGACUUUGAGGAAACAGAGGAACGCCCGCGGCCUGAGUUCACGGCCAUGGCUCCCAUGACGACGAGGAAUCCGAUCACAGGGUCAGAGGAGCCAUACUUCCCGCAGAAGGACAGGCUGAGGCGAAUGAUCACCAGCUCCAUGGUGAUCCUGCUCCUGGUUGCAGUGGUUGUGAUCUUCCUGAUUUCUGUCAUACUGUACCGUACCAUCAUCAGCAUCUUCAUGUAUGAGACAGGAAACACCAUUGUUAUGGCAACUGCUCCAAGAAUAGCCAGUAUAACAGGAUCUGUGGUCAACCUCCUGGUCAUCCUCCUGUUGGCCCGAGUGUAUACCUCACUGGCUCAUCUCCUCACAAGAUGGGAAAUGCAUAAGACCCAGUCCAAAUAUGAAGAUGCCUUUACCUUUAAGGUGUUUGUCUUCCAGUUCAUCAACUUCUACUCCUCACCGAUCUACAUUGCUUUCUUCAAAGGCCGGUUUGUCGGUUAUCCUGGACACUAUGGUUCGCUGCUUGGAGUCAGAAAUGAGUCUUGUGGCACUGGUGGCUGCCUUAUUGAAUUAGCUCAGGAACUGCUAGUCAUCAUGGUUGGAAAGCAAAUCAUCAACAAUACGCAGGAAUUUGUCAUCCCGAAGUUGAAAUAUUGGUGGCAGAAGCGGAAACUGAAAGGCACAGCCAAAGAGAAGUCCAUUCCAGUCCUAAAGCCCUGGGAGAGGGAUUAUGAACAAUUGGUCUGUGAGGGACUCUUUGAUGAGUAUCUUGAGAUGGUCCUGCAGUUCGGAUUCAUCACUAUCUUUGUUGCUGCCUGCCCAUUGGCCCCUUUAUUCGCCCUGCUCAAUAACUGGGUAGAAAUUCGCCUGGAUGCCAACAAGUUUGUGUCUGAGUAUAGGCGGCCAGUCGUGGAGAGAGCUCAGGAGAUCGGGAUCUGGUUCAACAUUCUGGAAACCAUCACCAUGUUUGCUAUAUUAAGUAAUGCAUUCCUGAUCGCGUUCACCUCAGACUUUCUGCCUCGUCAAUACUACCAGUAUGUAUACCAGAGUAAUCUGACUGGCUACAUCAACUUCAGCUUGGCUCAUUCACCCACCAGCUUCAACCAGCAGAACAAGACCAUGUGCAGGUACAGGGAUUUCAGGGAUCCCAGUGGUGAUUUUAGCCUGACGUACUGGAAGCUGUUGGCAAUUCGUCUGGCAUUUGUCUUUGUGUUUGAGCAUGUGGUGUUCUUCAUUGCGCGGUUGAUUGACUUGCUGGUCCCGGACAUCCCUGAAUCUGUGGAAAUUAAAGUGAAGAGGGAACACUACUUGGCAAAGCAGGCUCUGGCUGAGAACCAGGUUUUUCUGGAACAGACCGAAAGCUCAAAUGGAUUGAUCAGCUUGAGUCGAUCGGAAACCAGAGCAGCUGCAGACAAGCAAGAUCUUCCUCCAAUCCCAGAAGAUGUGCCAGUUUAGCCUGGAGACCUCACUCACCAGCCUGCAGCUGUUCUGCAACAGUGUGGAUCCAAUCUGAAACUGUUCAGACAUACCCAGACAGCUCGCUCAAAUGAAACACAAGUGGUUGAGAGAGGGAGACGGUGGUGGGGGAUCAGUAACUUAAGCCACCCUCCCCCCUACAAAUGCCAGUACCGACACCCGUUUGUUGGAGGAUACGGAAAUGAGCCUCAAUAUUGUCAAAGGAGUCAAAGGCUGUCGGGUGUCAGAAUUGGCAGGAGGGGGGAGUUGAGGCUGUAAUCAGACCAGCCAUGAUCUUAUCAAGUAGCAGAGUGGAUUGAUGGACAGAACAGCCUCCCAGCUCCUAUUUCUUGCGAAACCUGACCCCUACCAAAAUACUCGCCUACUUUUUGUUUAAAACACCGUGGAUUUUCAGUGGGCCCCCAGUAGGAAUGUUUGAGUGAGGCUCUCCAUUCCAGACUUUCUGGCAGUGAUUUGUGUUUAACAUUUUCAUGUGGAGUUUCCUGGCAUUCCCAGGAAAGGCGGUAACCGGAAUAAUCCGGGCGGCAGGCCAACCCUGUGGGUUGGUGCUUUCUUUCCUAGCGCAGCUCGUGGGUCAAGAGGAACCAGCACAGACAUUUAGCUCUGAUAAUUCCCAGGCUCCCUUCCCUCCCUCCCUCCAUCCCUCUGACUGCUGCUCAUUCCAUAUUGCCAGGGCUAAAUCCGAUAUUCCACAGCUAACGCUCUUGUCCUGGAAAGGAGGGCAAGAGAGUAAACUGUAAAAGAUGUCUUAUCAGUUUCUAUUUUCCCAGGAGUUUUGAGCUUUCUCACCUACCUCAAACAUGCUUCCCCAUUCCCUCCCCAUAAAUAUUAAUGUCUGUUUAAAUAAGGAGCUGUCUUAUGAGUGAUCAAUGGGUAUUUACAGCAAAUCUCACCAAUCUCUUGAAGGAAUCAAAGUUCGCAGGAGGCCUGUUCUAUCCCAGUGGCUGCUCUGCACAGUGUCCGCUUGGCCAUAGAGCUCUGGCUGGCUAUUCAGCCUCAGGCGGCCCAAUGUUACCCACAGCCUGCCUGCCUAACUCUCGUGGUAGUUACACCAGCCUCUGGAUGGUGAUCAGGAAUUUUCGGCGAUUGUUGUGUUUCUGGCUUGGGGAAGUGUCAGUGUCUACCAGUUGGCGAAGCUGAGAUCUGAGUGCUGGCUUUGCCCCAGUGAGUGGCCAUGGAAAGUCACUGGUCCGUUGUUGCUGUUUUCUGAGCACUCGUUGAACUAGACGGAAAGUUGCCAUCAAGAGCCAAAGUAGUUAUUCCCAAGACAUGGUUUACACUGAAAUACAAGGGUCGAUUUCAAAGUUUAUGUCAAUGCUCCACCGAACACCAGUUUGUUUUAGUACCGAGCUUAUCCUGGUCUCACAAAAAAGUCUCCUGGGUAAUAUAGAACAAAUUCCAAUUGGCGCCAGACAGAAUGGAGGACUUUAAGACCAUGUAGAGAGUGGAUGUUUAAGCAAGUGCUUCUCAACAAAAUGAUUGACAACUACGAAACCACUCACUCCUCAGAAACUCAAACUGGACCUGUUGAAACUGAAAUAUUUCGGAUUUCUAGCUUCUGAGGAAAUUACGGCACAGUUUGCUAACACACUAUCUUUUGGCAAUUGGGAUUCGAUAAGCAGAGUCAUGUAUGUUCAGUACAGAGAGUAGAGCUUCCUGUGUGGUGUGUCUUUGUCUCGGUAAACAUCACAUCUUUGUGAUAUUUUUGAGCACAGCAAAUGUGCUGACAUUCUGCUGGAUAGGUAUUUUCUAACUGACAUGUUCUGAGAUGUUAUUACACACUGCUGGAGCAGUUGGGACUUUAAUCAUGAUCUCCUGGCUCAGAGGUAGGGAUGCUACCACUGUGCUGCAUACUGUUGAAUAAUGUGUGUAUCUAGAGAGGAACACAAUGACAGGCUUCAUAAAAGGAAAGACAUUGCAUUUGCAUGGUACCUUUCAUAACCACUGGACGUCUCAGACCCUCAGGAUGCUUUUUGCAAGUGUUUAGCAUAGAAUCCCUCCAACGCGGAAGUAGGUCAUUCAUUGGGUUCACACUGACCCUCUGAAGAGCAUCCCACCCAACCCUGUGUCUGUAACCCUACAUUAACAACCCACUUAGCUUGCAAAUCCCUGGACACGGUGGGCAAUUUAGCAUGUCCAUUCCACCUAGUCUGUAUAUCUUUGGACCAUGAGAGGAAACUGAAGCAACCAGCAGAAACCCAUGCAGACAUGGGGAGAAUGUUCAAGCUCCUCACGGACUGUUGCCCGAAGGUGGGUUCCAACCUGGGUCCCUGGUGCUGUGGGGCAUCAUACUGCCCUUUAUUGUAAUGUAGGAAACAUGGCAUAAUUUGCACCCAGGGAUAGCUUCCACAAACAGCAGUGUGAUAAUCACUGGUAAAUCUGCUUUGUGAUGUUAAUUGAAGCCUAGGUAUUGAAGGGUACCAGGACAAAUGUCCAUACUGUUCUUUGAAACAGUACCAUAUGGGUCUUCUAUGCCCACCCAGAAGACAGAUGGGGACAUCAGUUUCAAUUCCCAUGUGAGAGCUGCCACUUCUGAUGGUGCAGUGCUCCCUCAGCAUAGCAUGUCCUCUCAGAGUUGGGUUUACAUUCCUGAAAAUUGCAAUUUUAAGUGGAAAGACUUUAAGUGAAGCAUUGAUUUCUAUAGCAAUCAAUGUUAAAACUCCAGUUAGGGUUCCGUAGGGCAUUCCUUCACAGAAAAAUAAAUCUGUACCUAUAAAUUGAAACACAAUACUUUGAAAGCCUAAUUUCUACAUGGUAAUUGAAAUAACUGCUGAAAUAAGGUAAAUGAAUUUAAAAUAUCUGCAAAAGAAAAAGCUGUAACUUUCUACACUGUGUCUCCCUGAUGGACCAUCAGAUGUGGGGCCAGGUAAUCACUGCCUGGGAUCUUAACUGGGGCUCCUUUGCUCAUUGGUCAGCAAAAGGCCCAACUGGGUCCUUAUUGGCUGCAUUUUGGCCGCUAUUUGGUGGUGCCUUUUUUGGGAUAUGCCUUCUUGUGCCUGGGCUGUGGGGUUCCUGCGACAGCUUGAGGCAUUGUCCAAGCUUGGAAAAGGAGCAGGUGGAGGUUGGAGAGGGGAGGGGUUACAAAUGGAGAUGAUGGCUGCUCUAAUUGAUCCGGAUGGAGUUCGUCAGUUUUUCUGCGUAGUACUUGGUUUGUCUAUGCUCAAGCUCUGUAUGGGGUACGUGGCCCCAAGACUUUUUGGACUGAGAUGAGGGUGCUCCCAAACUGAGCCACCGCUGAUGGAAUUUGAAUUCAUUGGAAGGCUCAAUGUGAAACUUUCAAAACACUGAAUGAACCUCACCCCAAGCUUAAGGCCUUGGACCUCACCAGCUGAAUCAUGUCAAUUCUUGCACGCAUCACACAGACCCUUGCAGAAAUUGAUCAACCAUACGGGGAGCCUCAUAACAUUUUCAGAUAAAAUACCUCUUCCCUGAAAUUGUGAUAAAGAGAGGGCUGAAUGGAAUUGACUUAUAAAUAAAUGGGAAGAAACAUGGCGACAU
Messenger RNA from Stegostoma tigrinum, 6411 nucleotides. Its product is annotated as anoctamin-7-like. Gene Ontology annotation, cellular component: plasma membrane. The record is from RefSeq and is a predicted model, not a curated record. Gene Ontology annotation, molecular function: chloride channel activity; protein dimerization activity. Gene Ontology annotation, biological process: chloride transmembrane transport; calcium activated phospholipid scrambling. The coding region runs from base 175 to 2892 and encodes 905 amino acids. The transcript is spliced from 24 exons. NCBI's taxonomy places the organism in Eukaryota, Metazoa, Chordata, Chondrichthyes, Orectolobiformes, Stegostomatidae.